CCUCUGCGUCAUGUAGCCGCCAUUUUUGAGCUAAAAAUAAAAAACAAAACAAAUAAUAUUUGGGUUUUUUGGAAAGAAAUAACUCAAGUGUAACAAUCAUCUUACAUAUACCAGAAAUCCGUUUUUAAUAUACCUUUGUGACUCCUUCAAUUCAAGAUGUCGCUGGUGUGUCUCGGGCAGCAGCUGCUGGAGGCGGUGAAAGGAGGACAGGAUGAUGAUGUGAAAGCUCUGAUGGCCAAUGGAGCUCCAUUCACCACAGACUGGCUGGGAGCGUCCCCUCUGCAUCUGGCGGCUAAGUACGGUCAUCACUCCACCGCCGAGGUGCUGCUGCGGGCCGGGGUCAGCAGGGACGCCCGGACCAAGGUGGACAAGACCCCCCUGCACAUAGCUGCCUCCGAGGGUCACUUCAACAUAGUGGACCUGUUGGUGCAGCACGGUGCAGAAGUGGACGCCAGAGACAUGCUGAAGAUGACUGCGCUGCACUGGGCGGCUCAGCACGGCCACAGGGAGGUGGCCGAGCUCCUGCUGAGGUACGGCGCCGACGUCCACUGCCUCAGCAAGUUCGACAAGACGCCCUUCGACAUCGCCAUGGAUACCAGCAACACUGAGCUGAUGAUACUGCUACAGGACGGCAUGCAGAACCAGGUGAGCGUGGACCAGGAGCCUCACUACAUCAUCCGUUCCGGCGGGCUGGUGAGCCUCUCGGAGCUCGUCUCCUCCACCAAGACCUCCGCAGGCAAGUCUGAGGACGUCAUGGCGGCCGAGUCGGUGGAAACAACCCUUCAGCAUGUGGUGGGCGACGGCGGGCAGAGGGUCAUCACCAUAGUGACAGACCAACACGGCAACCUGCAGCCCGCGUCCCUGGGCCAGCAGUUCAUCUUCACGCUGCAGGGCCAGCAGAUGGUGGCAUUGCCCGCCAGCUCUAUGGCAGAGGAGGUGGUGGUGGAGGAGCCUCAGGUGGCCACGCCCACACACAAGAGGAAGACAGACCCCACAGCCAAUCACAGCAUCUUAAAAUCCAAGAAAGUGAAGGAGACUCGUGAGCAGCUGGAGCGGCAGCUGCAGGAAGCCAAUCUGAAAGCUCAGGGGUACCAGCAGCAGCUCCUGCAGAAGGAGCAGGAGGCCGAGCAGUACCGCCUCAGACUGGAGCAGGCCAUCGCCACCAGCAACAGCAUCAACAACAGCAUUACCAAAACGACUGUUACCCCAACCUCUACAGUGAAGCAGGAGGAGGAGGAAGAGGAGGAGGAGGAAGAGGUGAUGCUGGAGGAGCAGCUGGAGACCACAGUGGAAGCUAAAGAGGAGAGGAAGCAGGAGGAAGAGGUCGUCUGUGAAGCAGCCGGAGAGGCACUUCCUGUGACUGAGUCUGAGCUGGACGUGGAGAUCGAAACACACGAAUCCUCCCCCGGGCAGCGAGGCCGAGGGAGAGGCAGAGGGAGAGGGAGAGGGAGAGGAGGACGCAGACACUAGCAACGUGAUUUGUGAUGAUGUACUUCGACGAUUUUUAUAACCUUUUGUAAAGAUCAGGAAGACUUUUGUAGAUAUGUUCAUGCAGCACCAACAUCAGGAGGACUUUGGAUCACUUUAUGAGACUUUACAGCGCAGACUGAGCCUGGAGAGGGACCGGUUAGCCCCGCAGACUGAGCCUGGAGAGGGACCGGUUAGCCUCGCAGACUGAGCCUGGAGAGGGACCGGUUAGCCUCGCAGACUGAGCCUGGAGAGGGACCGGUUAGCCUCGCAGACUGAGCCUGGAGAGGGACUGGUUAGCCUCGCAGACUGAGCCUGGAGAGGGACCGGUUAGCCUCGCAGACUGAGCCUGGAGAGGGACUGGUUAGCCUCGCAGACUGAGCCUGGAGAGGGACCGGUUAGCCUCGCAGACUGAGCCUGGAGAGGGACUGGUUAGCCUCGCAGACUGAGCCUGGAGAGGGAACGGUUAGCCUCGCAGACUGAGCCUGGAGAGGGAACGGUUAGCUUCGCAGACUGAGCCUGGAGAGGGAACGGUUAGCCUCGCAGACUGAGCCUGGAGAGGGACCGGUUAGCCUCGCAGACUGAGCCUGGAGAGGGAACGGUUAGCCUCGCAGACUGAGCCUGGAGAGGGAACGGUUAGCUUCGCAGACUGAGCCUGGAGAGGGAACGGUUAGCCUCGCAGACUGAGCCUGGAGAGGGAACAGUUAGCCUAAUGUCAAUAUAAAAAAUGUUGUCGUGUGUUUUAUAGAUUGUGAUAGGUUAAGGGGCGGGACAUCUCUAAGAGGUUGACCCAUCACAACAGAUCCAACCAGCUCUGGUUUCACACAGAGGGUGAAAAGAGGUGCUGCAGCACAGGCAGUAUGAGAGGAAUAAAGAGCUUUCUGAACAUUAAAGCAUGGAGACAUGUCCCAGGGGAGGCAGAAAAUACAAAUAUGAACUGAAAAUGAGAAUAAUCUGUCCUCUUUCAGAGAGCAGUGCUGAAAUAUUGUUGUUGUUUUUUUAUUUGCUUUGAUAAAAUACAACAAUUUGAUGAUAUAUUGUUCUAAUAACUGUUUGGCAGGAGGCAGGUGUUCAUUCCCUUCUGUGGUACUAGAUAAAGAACCUAUUUGAAGUCUUUAAAUGUAUUAUUCUUUGUUGUAUUUUAUUCACUUCUAGGUCGAAUUAUUUUUUGUGUUUAUUUUUCAUGACAAAUGUGUGACGGGGCCCUCAUGCUGUGAUGGGUCCGUAGAGGAUUGUGUCUCUGAGGAGGAGCACAGUGCGGUCAGAGAUAAUCAUGAAGCAAUUACAGUAAGAGCUCUUCAUGCCUCUUAUCCAGGGUGACCUGCAGGGAGCCGAUAGGAGCCGCUGCUGGGAUCAAGGACUCUUAGACCGUAUCUUUUCUGGCAAUCAAAUGUGUGACCUUUAUGUUUUUAAAGCAGCUUUCUCUACCCCCUCUAGUUCUCCCACUGUGUCACAUGGAUCUAAAUGAGUCGCAACAAGAUGAAUCUGACUGUUUUUAAAGGUGAAAAACUACAAAACUAAAUGAUGGUACUUCUUCGUCGUUUGGCAGAUCUCAUUAUGGGGGUUAUUUGUGAAAUCAUCAGUGCCAUUCUUGACGAAUGUUAAGCUUUUUUUGUUGUUUUUUUAAACUUUAAAGCAUUUGGUGAAGUGUCCAACGUGAGCAGAUAUCAAUAACAUGAAUUAGAUUGCUUUUUUACCCCAUUAAUUAUACUGCCCAUUUUUCUCAUUACUGGAACUGUCUGGUCGUUCACACUUAAGGGCUUUAUUCAGAACUACAGCUUAUUCUUUUUGGCACAAGUUUGUAAAAUGUCAUUAUGUUAAACCAAAUAAUUAUGGGGCAACAAAAAGCAUAGAGGAAAUGGGAAACGUGUGACAGUGAAUAUGAGUUCACUCGUGUACUAAUGAGGUUUUAUUCACUUGUUUUGUGGUGGUUCUGGUUCGAUGAUUAAAGAAACACACAUUUGUUUUAUUUAAUCACGCUGAAUCUAGAAUAUUGUGAAAUGUUGUCUUUUAUAUUUCAAUAAAAAUGCUCUCUUUUAUUCCCAUAA
Molecule: messenger RNA, 3515 nt
Organism: Eleginops maclovinus (Patagonian blennie)
Lineage: Eukaryota; Metazoa; Chordata; Actinopteri; Perciformes; Eleginopidae
Product: GA-binding protein subunit beta-1-like
Exons: 8
Coding region: 157-1470 (437 amino acids)
Biological process (GO): positive regulation of transcription by RNA polymerase II
Cellular component (GO): nucleus
Molecular function (GO): protein binding; transcription cis-regulatory region binding
Source: RefSeq, a predicted model, not a curated record